This is a messenger RNA of Lodderomyces orthopsilosis Co 90-125, 1635 nucleotides long. It is a transcript of the gene POB3, whose product is annotated as FACT complex subunit. The record is from RefSeq and is a predicted model, not a curated record. The transcript has a single exon. Gene Ontology annotation, cellular component: nucleus; FACT complex. Gene Ontology annotation, molecular function: DNA binding; histone binding; nucleosome binding. Lineage: Eukaryota; Fungi; Ascomycota; Pichiomycetes; Serinales; Debaryomycetaceae. The coding region runs from base 1 to 1635 and encodes 544 amino acids.
AUGGUAAAUACUGACUUUGAAAGAAUAUUCUUCAACCAAUCAAGAGGAUCUGGCCGUAUGCGUAUUGCCGACUCAGGAUUGGGUUGGAAAGCAAGUGCUAGCGCAACAAAUGGAUCAGCAACUCCUGAGCAACAAACAUUCUUGUUACCUCGUGAAGAGAUAUUGAUAACUACGUGGUCACGAGGCUCAAAGGGAUACGAAUUAAGAAUACAAACUAAAAACAAAGGAGUGGUGCUGUUGGAUGGAUUCCAUCCCGAUGACUUUGCACAAUUGAAACAAGAAUUGACCCGAAAUUUUCAUGUCAACUUGGAGCACAAGGAACACUCAUUGAGGGGAUGGAAUUGGGGUACCACAGACUUGGCUAGAAAUGAGUUGGUUUUCAAUGUCAACAAUAAACCAUCAUUUGAGAUCCCUUACGAUGCAAUUUCAAAUUCUAAUUUGACCGGUAAAAACGAAGUUGCGAUUGAGCUUAAUCUAGACAGGAGUAAUAAGAAAAUGGGAGAUGAAGUGGUUGAAAUGAGAUUCUACGUACCAGGAACCACUAUUGAACAGGAAACCACUACUGUAAAGAAUGAAGACGGUGAAGAGGAAGAGGUGGUUUCGACAAAUAUUGAUACCGAACAGAGUGCAGCACAAACCUUUUACGAGCAGUUGAAAGACAAGGCAGAUAUUGGACAAAUUGCUGGUGAAGCUAUUGUGUCCUUUGGUGAUGCACUAUUCCUUACUCCAAGAGGUCGUUAUGAUAUUGACAUGUACUCCAACUCUUUGAGAUUGAGGGGUAAAACCUACGAUUACAAGAUUCAAUAUGAUCAAAUUGAACGUAUCUUUUCGUUACCAAAACCAGAUGAGGUACAUCACUUGAUAAUUUUGCAAAUUGAUCCACCAUUGAGACAAGGUCAAACCAGGUAUCCAUUUUUGGUUUUGCAAUUUGUGAAAGAUGAAGAGACUGAGUUGGAAUUGAAUUUGAGUGACGAAGAAUUUGAAGAGAAGUACAAAAAUAGAUUGAAGAAGACUUACGACGCCCCAACACAUAUUGUUAUGGCCCAUUGUCUUCGUGGUUUGACGGAGAAGAAGCUAGUAAUACCAGGCGCAUUUCAGUCCAGAUUUUUACAACCUGGUAUUUCAUGUUCAGUCAAAGCUUCGGAAGGUUAUUUGUAUCCUUUGGAAAGAUGCUUUUUGUUUGUGACAAAACCAACUCUUUACAUUCCAUACAGCGAGAUAAGCAACGUGGGAUUGUCUAGAGCAGGAGGUGGAGUUUCCGCAUCGAGGACAUUCGAUUUAGAGAUAAAUAUUAUUGGCUCUACAGUCAAACACGUCUUUGGUAGUAUUGACAGAGAGGAACAAGAAAAUAUUGAGAAAUUCUGCGUUGGAAAAGGAAUCAGGGUCAAGAAUGAGGAAAAGAUUGCUAAACAAAGAUUGGCAAAGGCAUUGGAACAAGAAGCUGAUAUGGAUGCUGAUGAUAAUGAUGUAGAUAUGGGCAGCGCUGGUGAUGAUGACGAAGAUGAGGAUGAUGAUUUCCAAUCCGGUUCUGAUUCGGAUGUAGCAGAGGAAUUUGACAGUGAUGCAGCAGAAUCUAGCGGAGACGAAGAGGGAGAAGGUGAUGAUAGACCACCAGCUAAAAAACCAAAGAACUAG